UUGAUGCUUCAUUAAAAAGUCAAUAAACAAACUAUCACAUCAUAAAUAGAAUUAAUUCGAGAAAUUGAAGAUCUCACAAAUUUACAACUUAAUUAUCAUUAAUGUAUUAUAUAAUAAAAUAAAUAUCUAAACAAUUUGAGUAAAAUUACAAACAAUUUAGAUAAAACAGGACAAUAAUUAGUAUCAAGACGGAUCUGAUCGAAAAAAGUACUCAUAUCUAUCCGGUCUAACUCUGCCUAUCGGAUUAUACCUGACUCCUCCAAAACAAGUCAACCAGAUCGAGUAUUGCGAAUUCUAUUAAUUAAUAACUUCCUCCUCCCAAUUCCCAAAGCUAUUUCAACAAAAUUGGCGAUUUUUUCAAAAAAAAAAAAAACAUAAUUAGUGAUUAAUGGGUUUUCAAUAAUUAUUCUCAAUUCUUUCCACUAGAAAUAGAAAGAAUUUAGUCAGCUUUUCUUAACUAAUAUAAGUAUUUUUAAGUUAAUUAAAUUCUCCUCUAAACUCUCAAUCGAGCAACCAUUGGCCUUUGCAUUUGUGGGAGUGAGUCUCUCUCUCCCUUUCUCUUUCUCUCUAAUCAACACAGGUCCGGCAAACAUGGGUGUCGACGAAGGAAGAGAGAACCACCGUCCGGCGUCGGUGGCGACGCAUAUCUUCACGUACGGCACCCUGAAGACGGGAUUCUCCAAUCACGGCUUGAUUCAAGAUCUGAUGCGCUCAGGGGACGUUGCCUUCCGAUGCAAUUGCCGCACCGUCGAACCCCAUCCUCUCGUCUGCGGGCCCUACCGCGUCCCAUUCCUCCUCAACCUCCCCGGCGCCGCGGGCGCCGACCGAGUCUCCGGCGAGCUGUACGCCGUCUCCGCCCGAGGACUCGCCCGCCUGGACGAGCUCGAGGGCACGGAGCGCGGCCACUACGAGCGGCUGCCGAUCAAGGUGGAGCCCACGGCGGAGGACGGAGGAGGAGAGGAAAUAAUCGCCUGCGGCGGCGGCGUGGAGGCGUAUUUCGCGGAGAAAAGCUACGCGAUAGAGAUGUGGGAGAGGUGCGGGAAGAGAGGGUAUUGGGUGUACGGCGAGAAAGAGGCGAGAGGUUAUGUGAAGAGGAAAGAUCGGCCUCAGGAUCUGAGCUUUCUGGAGCAGAUUGAACAGUUCGUGUCUUCUUCCAGCUCUUCCGAUGACGACGAAUUCUGACCGGCGGGAUGUCUUGUACAUAGCUUGUGGUUUACCUGUAAGAAUCGUUGAAAAUUGGUUUCGCGAUUCCCACUCCGCCAUCGUCGUUGAUUUGCUUGGCGUGAAUUUGUAUUUUUGACUUGUUUGGUUGAGAUCUCCGAUUGGCUGCCGAGCUUGUCCGGCGGCCACUUUUUUAUAUAUAUUUCUUUUGGAUUUUUGACGGAGUCGGAAGCUUGAUGUUUCAUUGCUUUGUGUGAAAUUGCGAUAUGAUCGAGAUUUUCGCCAUGUUUGAGAUGCGCUUUUCUUUGAUUUCACCGAGACCUAAUUUCCCUCCGGUUCCCAAUAUUACCCAAUCUGUUUUCUAAUUUGAGGCUCCGCGGCGGCGGAAGCGGGCCUAGUGGAAGUGGUUACCGGAGCGGGGAGGAUGGCAACUUGGCAAGUAGGAAUGGACGAAUGGUAACGGGUUGGGUCAGGCGGUUAUAGACUCAUACCCGAUAUGUCGGGUUCAGAUUAGAUAAUUUAUUAUUGAGUGCAUAUUAUAAGACAGAGCUAUCUAAAUUGGUAUGUAAUUUAAAAAGAAAAUACUAGAAUAUUAAUUUUUUCAUAAAAGAAAAUCAAGAAACAAAUUGUAAAAUGAUAAAUAUAGUUAAAUUAUUUAAGAAAGUAAAAUUCUCACAACUUUAUUGUAGCUAAAUUAUGAUGUAAUAAAAGUAAAAUCCUAAACAACCCGAGUACAAUUAAAUGAAAUUUAGGCAAAAUGCAUAAAAAAUGGGGCGGGUCAGAUUGAGAAGAUUACACAUACCCGUUCUGUCCCGCUUAUGAGGUGGACAUUACUCGAAAACGGGUCAGGUCGAAAUUGACAUCCCUAACAAUAAGGAGAAGGAUGGUGAACUUUGUACACAUUUAUUUCACAUUUCUCGUAUGAGCAUAAGAAAAGUUAAGUAAGAAAAUAACCAAAACAAUAAGGUUUUUUUUAUGGUUAAUAAAAAAUUGUAUUGAAUGCCAGAGAGUUGCAACUCGCAAACCUCCCUCUCAAAGUGUCAACUUACAUCUUACAACCAUAAAAAAAAACUUGUGAUUAGACUAAAAUCAACUAUAACUAAGAUAAUGCCCCUAAUACUUUUUGUACUCUCAACUAGAAGGGUAUAUAGCUUUGUGUAAACACUUCAAGCUCCUUCAAAAGUUUAUGGGAAACUUGAGAUGGGGAGAGAGUUGCUGAGUUACCAUACAACCUGGCACACGUUUCUCUCCAUAUGAAGCUGACUCCAAUGACCUAUAAAAGUCUUCCAACAACAGCUUUGUCCAUUGAUUGCCCCACUUUUCCUCUGCCCAAGCCAACUGCGCACUCCAGUCUCCAAAAUCAGGCCACCUAAAAAGGAUCUCGAUGCUGCACGCUCCUGAUCACUUGUUUAGGAAGGGGACAACAAGUGUGAGAUUGGAGGGAAGGGAGGUAGUUGGUGAUGUCGUGAAAAUGAAGUUAGUACCAUACAAGAGAGAUGGGUAGGUGUUUAGGAAAAUAAAAGGAAUUAAAUUUUAUUUUUUAAUAGUUGUGAAUGAGGCGGAAAAUUUAAAAGAUUCAAUUUUAUUUAUUUUUAUUUUUUAAUUGCAAAGUAAAUUAUUUAAGUGCCA
Linum trigynum is the source of this 2790-nucleotide messenger RNA. The record is from the annotation of a GenBank genome assembly. NCBI's taxonomy places the organism in Eukaryota, Viridiplantae, Streptophyta, Magnoliopsida, Malpighiales, Linaceae.